GAAAGGCAGUGAUCAGACUGCCUGUACUACUGACAGGAGCCACUCCUGGGAAUAUUAACAGGGUGGGUGCACAGGAGUCCCCCGGAGAUACCUACGGAGAGACAGCUUCUGCUGGAGCCCUGCGUCAGCUUGCUUUUUACAAGUACAUAGGCGGAGCAAACAGCAACUCUGCCCUGGCCGGCAGGGAAACAAUGAAGAUGGACAGGUUUAUUGAAAGGAAUAGCACACUGAAGACGUUUCUGAUGACAGCACAGGAAGAUAUACCUUUGCCUACCACCCAGCAAGCAGAGAAGGAGUGCCACAAUGUACAAGAUAAGUUGUUUGCAACUCACUUGUCUUUGGACUUCCAGUCACAGCUUCACCAAAAUCCUGCCCACCUCUCCAGUGAGGUGCAGGUUCAGCUCAGACAGGGUUUUCGAAAUUUGCCAUCCCGUAACAGAAAGGCAUUCAGCAUGUAUGGAUCCCCCAGCAAAAUUGAAUUUGUGCUGAACUGUCAGCAGAGGCCGAAGAGCAUAUGCCUGGCUGAGAGGGGCAGGCCACCAGAAGAAUAUCAUUCUUUACCAAAAUCGCCACCACCACAAAUGCAGAGCACUGUGAACAAUCUGUUUGACUUACUUAGGCAGCGCAGGGGAAAAAAAGAGCAUGCAGAAGGAGAUACAAAAAGAGGUCUGGUGGAAGAAGUUAUAUCCCCUGAAGAGAGUCUCUUAAGAAGAAGGAUGGAAAACAGACGUCGACCACUGAGCAUGACAUUUUUGGAAAUCAAUAGACUUACUCAAUACAGUGACCAUUCUGCACACCAGGAUGACAUAUAUCAGAGAACUGUGGGAUUUAGCCAGACCAGCAGUGGCUCUACUUUUCCAAGAUCUGGUUUUUUGUGGGGUAGUGCCCACCGAUGGAAAAUGUUUGGUAAAGCCAACGGAGAAGAUGGAAAGCCUGGGCAAAAGAUCAAAAAGGAUGAUAGCCCUAAAGGAACAUUUGCAUCCCUAAGGAGGAGUUUAAGCUUCAGGAUUAGGAAAGGACGAGACAAAAAUGAAUUGACUGGCAAGGAUGCAAAGGUCCGAGCCAAAAGUGACAGUGAUGCCAGUCUUUAUCCUCUCAGACCCUUUUCCUAUUUGAAUGGAGGUGUUUUACCUAUCCAGUGCACAAAAGACGAAGGAGUUUUUAAGUAUAUGCAGCAACAAAAAAAAAAUGGAAAUAUAUGUUCUACCAAUGAUGAGCUCACCCGGGUCAAAGAGGAUGAGCAAAGUGUGUGGCAAAUCCUGACCAGUCGAUUCAAGAAAAAAGAUCAAACAUCUGUUGGUACAUUGCAGAUAAAUGUCGAAACCAAAGAGCCAAGGAAAAUUCCCUGGGGUAGGAAUAAGCAAACAGUACCUGUUGCUUUCAGUGAAAAAACCACAACCCAAAAUUCCUUUGUCAACAGUCAAGAGUGGACACUAAGUCGAUCAGUUCCAGAACUCAAAGUGGGUAUAGUGGGAAAUCUGUCUAGUGGGAAGUCUGCUCUCGUUCACCGGUACUUGACUGGCACAUAUGUCCAAGAGGAGUCCCCGGAAGGUGGUCGAUUUAAGAAAGAAAUUGUUGUGGAUGGACAAAGUUAUCUUCUCCUUAUUAGAGAUGAGGGUGGUCCACCAGAACUGCAGUUUGCAGCCUGGGUUGAUGCUGUGGUCUUUGUCUUCAGCCUAGAAGAUGAAAUCAGUUUUCAGACAGUUUAUAAUUACUUCCUCCGGCUGUCAAGCUACAGAAACACAGCAGAAGUACCUCUAGUCCUUGUGGGCACUCAAGAUGCGAUCAGUGCUGCCAAUCCUCGAGUUAUUGAUGAUUCCAGAGCAAGAAAGUUGUCUAAUGACCUGAAACGCUGUACCUACUAUGAAACCUGUGCCACUUAUGGCCUCAACGUCGAACGUGUAUUCCAAGAUGUUGCUCAGAAAGUGGUUGCUUUACGGAAGAAACAACAGCUGUCAAUAGGCCCAUGUAAAUCCCUACCUAACUCUCCAAGCCAUUCCUCAGUUCCGUCCUCCUCCAUUCCAUCUGUACAUAUUAACCAGGCUGCCAAUGGUGGCGGAACAUUUAGCGAUUACUCUUCCUCUGUUCCAUCAACACCUAGCAUUAGCCAGAGAGAACUGCGAAUUGAGACCAUUGCUGCCUCCAAUACACCCACCCCUAUAAGAAAGCAAUCUAAACGCCGAUCCAACAUCUUCACCUCUCGGAAAGCCAGUGAACCAGCGAAGACUGUUGACUGUAAAACUGACAACAUUGGAAGUGGGCGAGCAAUUCCUAUAAAGCAGGGCAUACUUCUAAAGAGAAGUGGCAAGUCUUUGAACAAAGAGUGGAAAAAAAAAUAUGUGACCCUCUGUGACAAUGGAGUUCUAACCUAUCACCCCAGUUUACAUGAUUACAUGCAAAAUGUCCAUGGUAAAGAAAUUGAUUUACUGAGGACGACAGUGAAAGUACCGGGAAAACGGCCUCCAAGAGCAGUGGCUACCAUUGCACCCACAGCCAGCCCAAAAACCAAUGGGAUUACCAAAGACAGAAGCAACCUUCAGAUUGCACAGGGAACAGGUGGGGCCUCGCAUUCAAACAGCAGUGGUUCUCUACAGUCAGAGCGCUCUGUAAGUGGGACGAAUCUUGUUGCUUAUGGUGGUAAGCCUGAUGGAAUGCACCAUCGUUCCUUCUCCGUAUCCAGUGCAGACCAAUGGAAUGAGGCAGUCAUCACCCCCAACAGUGGCACAAGCACCAACACAGGGGCAGCUAAUGGAACAGCUGAUUCAUUAAGCUCCAGCCCAAAUGUGCCAAGUACAACAAGUCCUAAAUUAGAACCUCCACCAUCACCUCAUGCUAACCGAAAGAAACAUCGAAGGAAAAAGAGCACUGGCGCAACAAAGCCAGAGGGACCUGUGGCAGGCAGUGAAGAGCUAGAAGAGUCCUUUGAAUUCAUCAUUGUAUCACUUACUGGUCAAAUGUGGCAUUUUGAGGCCUCCACCAAUGACGAAAGAGAAGCAUGGGUCCAGGCAAUUGAAAGUCAGAUUUUUGCUAGUUUACAGUCUUGUGAAAGCACCAAGAAUAAGUCGCGCUUGGGGAGCCAGAGUGAUGCAGUUACCAUCCAGUCCAUUCGUAAUGUUCGAGGGAACAGCUUUUGUGUUGACUGUGAAGCACCCAACCCAGACUGGGCUAGUUUAAAUUUAGGAGCACUAAUUUGCAUCGAGUGUUCUGGAAUCCAUCGGAACCUUGGAACACAUUUAUCCCGGGUGAGAUCUCUUGAUUUGGAUGACUGGCCUGUGGAGCUUACAAUGGUGAUGACAGCAAUUGGUAAUGCCAUGGCAAAUCGUGUGUGGGAAGGAGCUGUGGAAGGUUAUACUAAACCAACUCCGGACAGCACUAGGGAAGAAAAAGAAAGUUGGAUUAGAGCUAAAUAUGAGCAGAAGCUCUUUUUGGCUCCCCUUCCUCAAUCCGAUGUGCCUCUGGGACAGCAACUUCUUCGUGCUGUUGUGGAAGAUGAUUUAAAACUAGUAGUUUUACUUCUAGCUCAUGGAACUAAAGAGGAAGUCAAUGAAACAUAUGGGGACGGAGAUGGAAGAACUGCACUGCAUCUGUCUAGUGCUAUGGCUAAUGUUGUCAUUACACAGCUUUUAAUAUGGUAUGGUGUUGAUGUGAAAAGCCGAGAUGCCAGGGGUUUGACUUCACUUGCAUAUGCACGGAGAGCUGGUAGCCAGGAAUGCAUUGACAUCCUUGUCCAGCAUGGAUGCCCUAUGGAAAAUUUAAUCCCUGUCCCAACACCCAAUCUAUCACGUCGUAACACAAAUGUCAACAAUAAUUCCCAGUAUGAAAUGAACCGCAGUGCAAGUAUUAUCUAGUUGCAGUGGGUGAAACAACAAGGAUUACGUUCUUCCACAAGACUGCCCAUCUGGCUCCCCCCUUUAUCCUCAUUGAUCUUUUCCUACACUUUCUGUGCUGCCUGGCAUCUUCCUCAUCUGUGUUGUCUCUAAGCUUUCUUGUUUCACUGGACAUGGCAAUAUGGCUUAAAAGUUGAGCACUGUGAGCUGAGCUGGCAUGCGGAUUGUAUUACCGCCUUAUGAAAAAUUGAAUUCUUUUCCAUUAGGUUAUUACAGUCAGAUUCAGCUGAACUGGAAUUACGAGGAAAAAAAAAGACUAAACACAGUUGAAAGAAAAUAUUCAGUAUGCAUUCAUUGGGCUUGCUCCCUAGCUUACUGUAAUUGUUUUUUUAUUAUUAUUAUUAUAAGAAUGUAAAACAACCUGUAUCAGAUUAUAUUUGCUGGCAAACAUCACUGUAACAAUUCUAGGGGGCAGCACAUAUAGUGUUUAAAAUGAGGGUGGGUGUGAUUAAGUAGAGCACUUUUAAAAGAAGUUUCAUUUGCCUGGCUUUUUAAAUGAUGCUGUUCUUCUUUUUACUGUAAAUGUCAACUUUCUAUUGAGUGAAGUGCAGAUCACAUUCAUUCUUGCCUCUUCCAGAGACAGACAGCACAACCUCCCCAAAUCAAGAUAGAGUAUACUUCAGUGCUGAUCUUGGAACAUCAAUAGUCCUGAAACGCUGUACAGCACUUCUAAAACAUGUAUUCCUUUUCUUUUUAUACCAGUUCUGUGCUGCAUACUUAAAACUUGCCUGCAGUCAUUUUGCACAUGGUUUAAACUUUGUGUACCAUAUUCUAAAAAGCCUGCCUGCUUCCCCUCCAGUGUUUCUGUUGCUAAUGUCCACCCAUUUUAACUUGCCUAUGCUUUACAUCUGAUUAGCCUUAAUGUUAAAUAGCCUUGUCCAUUGGUAAAAUGUGUGCAGUUUUAUUUUUUCCACGAAAUGAGCUGCAUAGUAUUAAGGCCAAUUGUUAGCUUUUAUGGGUUCUACAAACUUCUGAUCAAUGAAAGCCUUCAGUCUGCAGAAAGUCCUAAAGUAUGUUUGAUUAAUGUAUUUUUUUAUUCUUCAGAGAGAUGUAUGUGUGUUUCCGUGUAUUUUUCUGCUGCUGUUUGGUUUUUUUUUACUUUGCUUUGUUUGAAGCCUUCCGGAAGCAUUUCUUGUUCAGGUGUAAACCAGACCAGUUAUUUUGAAGGUUUGCAAGUAAACCAAAAAUGUUGUCUCAAGCAAGACAUUAAUGACCCUGUUUAUAUUAUCUGAAAUAAUGAAUUGAAUGUUUUCCUUUUAGACUGCAGGUUUAUCAUCUGCUUUUAGAAGCAUAUAAUGUACAUGCAUGCUGUUUAGCUAGACUUUGUAAGAUGUUAUUGUGGUCUCACUUCUAUUUAUUUUUAGUUACACAAAUAAAAACACAUUUUGCAACAAAUUUUGUUUUUUUCAAAAGUGAAAGAACCGUUUUGAAAUGACUACUGUGCAAACCACAAAUAGUUUUUAACCAAGGAGCCCCCAGCUAUUCCUAUUAUAUAGUUCAAAGGUGUAUGCUAUUAUUACCAUAGGUAAAAUGGCCAAAUAAAAUGAUGAGGAGGACAUCUUGUGCAGGUAAUAAAUAAAUAAAUAAAUGUAUGAAGAUAAUUGUAUUUUAGUUAAGUUUGGUUUUACAGUUCACCAGUUUGGUUCCACACCAGCCUUCCACAAUUUCACUGUGACCCAACACAACACACUGUUGAAACAAUUGUGAUUGCUUUUGGAUGCUUUAUAUAGUGAAUUUGUAAAAUUGUUCCACUCUAUGUCCUCAUUUUCUUUGAAGGAGUCCCGUGCAGUGUUAUUUUUAAUGGAUGAAUGUUUUUUUUUUUUUGUUUAUUUUACUUUGAAGGCCUUAUUUUACAUGGCAAGUUGAUUUCAGUGAAUACAUUUGCUGAAGCAGUAGCAAAGAGAAGUUAAGUACAGUGAAUGUAGAAGCUGACAGCAUAGACACAAGACAGCUGAUGGUUCCCUGUCAUUUACAGAAGAUAUUAAAAUAAGAGGUGAUUGUCAAGAUUGAAUAUUAUUUUAUCAUUUGGAAUGUAUAACUAUUAUCCAAACAUAGUUGUUGCAGCCCUUUUUUAAUACUAAAAAGGAACUAUGGAUCUCUAUUUAUAUAUCCAGCCAGGCUAUUAGAGCCAUUCUGGCAUUUACGGUUUUCUUAUGUAAUAGAAUUAAACAUUACAAAAAGAAAUACUUCAAAUGCCAUUUCUUAUGUGUGCCCCAACCCGCCCCACACUUCUGUGCUGAGGAGAGACCUUACCACUGCAGCCCUAGUGGGUGCCACUUUAUUCUAGAAUUUGCAGUCUGGAUUCAUUACUCCCUCUCGCAUUAUCAAGCCUUCAAAGUCAUUAGUGUAUGCAAAGACAGACAGAUAUCGUAUUGUAUACAGAGGGACAAUUUCAUUAAUAUCAAAUGUUUCAAAUACCUUUUUAGGUGUGGUUUCUUAAUUACAUCAGAAAAGAAUUCAGGUUUCUAUGCUUAAGAAUGUACCCACAAAUAUAAAAAUUGGUUGAAAGUAUGGGCAUUUGUUAUGAAUUCAACUUGUCAGAUUUUACAUGAGAUAAAAAGCAGGAAUUAGGUUUGGAUUUUUUUUUUUGGUUUUUUUGCCUUCAUAUUAAUAAAUAUUUAUUAUACCAAUAAUGCACAUAAUGCUUAUACUGUGUUAUAAACAGUAUUUAGUUAAUAUGGUAGAUAAAAAAGUGUCCUCAUAGCAGGUUGUUUAUAUAAACUUUGCUAUAGGAUUGAGCAUCUGAAGUAUCCAGUAAGCUGAUGAGAUUUUAAAAGAAAUUAUUAAACCCACCACAUGUGGUUUUCAUUAAUUGAAAAGCAUGUUGUAGUUGAGUGAUUAAAAUUAAACUAUCAUUUUUUUCCCUAAAUGCUUGGGAAAUAUUUCUUAUGCACCUGUUUAGUCAAUGAAUGUUUAUUUUAUUUGGUACUGCAAACUCAAUAGUGGACCCUUUUUAAAGCAAUUUUUGUGUCCAUUUUUAUUCUUCCUUUAAACAUAAAUGCCACAUAUAUGCAUUUAACUUCAACUUAUAUUGCAAGUCAGUGGUGGAUUCAAGUCCAACUCAACACUAUGUCCCACAUACUGUAAAAGAAAAGACUGGCAGCUAGCAAGCUUUAAAUCAAAUUAAUAUUCUGGACAUUCCAAUGUUUUUGUGAUAUUUUAUGUUCAAGACCAAUAAAUCCCUUAGUGCUGUGUUUUACAUAGUAUAUUAUGGCUUGGCUUGAAUGCCAGCACUCAUCUUGUGCUUACUUGUCUCCCUUGAUGUUCCUUUAGAUUGAUUACCUGUUGCAGUAGGAUAUUCUUGGGGGGCUUCCUGGCAAAGGCAUUGCUCUGCAUUCUUACCUGCAAAUGUCUGUCUCCGUCACUUUGCUAUGAAACAAAAAGUGUAAGAAAGCAGCAUUGGUAUAAAGCAAAAUCAAAAAUGAAGCACAGCUACUUCAUUGUAGCCAUGUAUGCGUAUUGAUAUCGUAGCUUUCAUAGUCCAAGUUUCAUUACAAUUUAAAAAAAAAAGAGGCAGUAGAACUUAUGUUUAAUAUUAUGUUUACCAAUGCCUUUACUUUGAAGGCUCAAGCACAGAGAAAAUGGAGCAAAACCGUGUAUUGUGAUGUGCUUGUGAUGGAGAAGCAAGAGGUUUACUCCAGAGGCACAUUCAUAAAUGACAAGCGCUAGAAGUAACAUUUGACUCUUAGCUUUUGUCACAGGAUUCAUAUGCGUGUGUCCCUUUCCCUGAGGCGGAGACCGCGUGAAAACAGUCUGCUAUUGAAAGGCUCAAGUUCUCUCUCAAGGUAACCGCACCUAUUCUAGCAGACAUACUGUACUUGUUAAGUAAAAACUAGCAUUUUUAAAGAAUUAUCAGAAUGUACUAUUUCUCUUGUUAUGCCAAGUUGCUACCUCUGUAGACCCUUUUCUUUCCCAGCUUUUCACAGUAAGCACUGGCUUAAUGGUGUGCGUAAGCACAAAUAAAGCAAAAGAACAAUACACAUGAAGACGCCACCAGUAUCAGGGAGGACCGGAUUGCCUAGAAGUUCAAAUUAAUUCUAGAGUUUCUGAUUUUAUAUAUUUUUUAUAUAUAAACACUUUUUUUCUUUGUUGCUUUAGUUACCCAACUACCAUAAGAAAAAUUAAAGGUUAUCUCUAUUAAAAAAAAAAAA
Messenger RNA from Erpetoichthys calabaricus (reedfish), 8038 nucleotides. It is a transcript of the gene agap3, whose product is annotated as ArfGAP with GTPase domain, ankyrin repeat and PH domain 3. Gene Ontology annotation, molecular function: GTP binding; protein binding; GTPase activity. The record is from RefSeq and is a predicted model, not a curated record. The transcript has 18 exons. Gene Ontology annotation, cellular component: nucleus. Bases 192 to 3848 code for a protein of 1218 amino acids. Lineage: Eukaryota; Metazoa; Chordata; Cladistia; Polypteriformes; Polypteridae.